AUGCAAGCGGCUAGCGACGCGGUCGGACUCGGAAAUUUGCUUUCGGGACCGGACGAACAAGGAAGCAGUGUUGAUAUGCUGCAGAGGGCAAAGGGCAUCAAAGAGCAGCACAGCCCGGUGGAUCCGUCUCUACUGCCCACGACCGACCACGCGCAUUCUCCGCUGCCGCAAAGGGCUUCGCCUCUGGUGGGUCCCGGAACAGCUUCGCCGACGAGUGCCACCGCUCGCGCCGGCGCGCAGCAAGAGGAGAAGGAAGCGCCCUCGGUUGUACUAACGGAAACGACUACAACCACGACCCUGACGUCGCCGCACCCGCCGGCACCGCUUAAGCCUUCUGUCGACGGGAGUGUGUCGACUCCCGGCUCCUCGAGUGCGCGGACCACAACGUCAACGCCGCCCCACCCGCCGCCCCCGAUUCUUCAUCCGGGACCGCAAGGCGAGGAACUGCAGCCUGCUGUCAGUGGGCCCUCGCUUCCAGAUUCUUCCCUUGAGAAAUUGAGCCAGGCAGCGGAGGACCAAGGGGGAGCACCACUAGCUGGACCUGGUCUGGAAAACAUUGUCGCGGGCAAUCUGACAAAUUCAAAUACGACGGUUGAAAGAGCUUUUUUCGCAGCUGUGGCGGGAAGGUCCAGGGGGCACAAUUUCUCGGCGUCCACCUCUGCGCCAUGGACCUCCCACGGGGCUCUGCCGCAGGCAGCAGGGGCAGGAAACGUGACCACUACCACUAGUUCGGCGGCCCCAGAUAUCUUGAGGAAUCUGCAGCGCGGGGCGGGCACGAUGCAUUCCUGGCAUCUUCACUCUAGAGCGCAUUCCAUUUCAUUCCAGUCUUGUAACUGUAUCUGAGGACCAGCAUCACCACGACGGCACACAGCACAGGAAUCGUUCGCUUUUUAUGCAACGCAAAAAAAUUAUUUAUACAGUACUAGAAGGAGAAGCAGAAGGACAAACAAAGAUGUAAAGUCGUGCAACAAUUCUGUAUGGUUCAAUUAUGGUACAACUUACAUGGCGUCCGGUAUCGUGUUGAUUGUGCGUCGGUGCAGACGAAACAGCAGGAAGUCAGCGAACCGAGUCUACUGCCAAUAUUGUGUCGAGGUUGGACGUUGCUAUAUGUACUUGAGGAAUGAUUAUCUAGGAACAUUACUCGUUCUUGCUAUUCAUGGGUUGCAAGAAGUCGAACUCGAAGUCCUCCCGAGCCUUUGCAGUAGCGCUGGUUGUAAAUUAUGGCGCGCACCAAGUCAUUGUGACAGUGACCAUAUUUGUGCGUGCACUGUGAUGGCGCUCUCAAGUCAGGAAUGCUCCUUGCAUCGCGGCGCCCCGGCUUUUUCGACUUCGAUAAAGAAGAGAUUUGCAGAGCAGCAGGGGGGAGAAGAAGGUGCGAGUGCAUUUCUUGAUGCAACUCAGCCUUUCCGUGGCCCCCCAAGGCCAACCCAAGCCCUGCGGCGUACUAAUUCAGCUCCACCAGGAUUCUCGGGCAUUGCGGUGCAGCGCGACGCACAGAUAGAUAAGCAGACGAAAAAGUUUUUUUCCAGCAAGGCGUGGACGCGAGUGUUGGCCGCCGACAAAGCGCGCCGCAAAGCUCAGAGUACCAUUGAGUAUGGCCAGCUGCGAAGCUAUGUCGACGACAAGGACGUCGCUGCCUGGCAUGCCUUUCAGGAGGACAAGAAAAGCCCCGGGAUGACGAAGCAGUGGACAUGGAUAGACCUGUUUUUCUGCCCGAAUCCCAGGAUGCGCCAGACGAGUCGGGAAUCCAGACACACCUUUGUGAGAUUCUCCAUUGUUGAUGAAAAAGAUGUUACAGAUGGGAUGGAGCCACCCUUUUUGACAGUCAGCGCAGAGUACGAGCCGGGAUUCGGAAUGGACCUUACAAGCUUCGACGAGUUGCAGGUUGAAAACGGCUACUUUUUUGGAUAUGGAUAUGAUGGUGGCUAUCGGCAUUACAAUCACGAGAAGAUCGGAAAUGAGAAGUUCGGAGAGCAUGCAGAUUCAUUCACACCGCAGUGGUGGACGACCGGGGUGGAUAUGAAACUUUCUGUUGUCAAUGAUCGCUCAAGGUCGAGACUGGGAGCGUACGGCGGCCACGGUCGGAGCCAGGAUUUAUUGUUUGAACCUGGACUACGGACACGCGCAAAAAACUCCAUGGUGAAGCUGAUAAACAAGACUGUGCUGAAGCGUCGUCCCCUCGUUUUUUGGUCGGAAUAUGAUCCUGUUCUCUCGUGGCGCUUUGUUGAUGCAGAAGAUAUAAUGAAUGUCGUUGCGCUUGCCGCGCAGGCCACGGGGUUUGGGUGGGUCCAUGAGCAAGCGGGCUUUGUUGACGAAUGGAAACACUUUGCAAACGUGGUGAUGAACGUGUGGACGCGACCGGGCAGCCCUGCUUGGUGGAACUUGUCCAACUUGAAGGGCAGCGGCGUCGAACCGAUGAGCCGUUUCGCCACCCCAGCACAAAGGCCGAACGGAAUGGAAGUUGACGGAACUACACCAAAACCUUUUUGGCCCCAGCAAGCGGAGCACGCGUUGAUAACUGAAAUUGGGGAAGUGAUACGCAAUAUGUGGGCGAUCUACAACGACUGGUACGUCAAAGCGGAUUUUGCUUUCCUGAAUGCGGGCUUGUCGGCGGAACGACACAAAAAGAAGCAGCGUCUGCAAGAACUGUCUCGCAUUAGAUCAAAGAGUCCCAAGAACGUCAAAGAGUCCCAAGAAUUGCGAUAUGACAUUUUUCAGAUUGACGUUUUUGGGUACCCCGACCUGUAUGCGCUUUACGAGAUGCUAUUUGUGGAGCUUAAUACUAAACAAGACGGCGGCGGCGAUUUGAACCUCGUCAAGCUCAAUCAAGCAGCAGAGGCAAUGGAUGCAAUCUGCAGAGCGAGCCACCCAAAAGUGCGAGAGGUAACAGCUUGUUGGGAUCGAGAGGUGAGUCAGGCAAGGCGCACCCAUGCUUGCGAGAUCAGUCGCGGAAUUCGCACCUGGUUGUGUAAAUCACAGGAUGGCAAAGGGAACAAAAACAACUGCGUGGAGGAGCGAAUGGAAAGAUUGAAACAAGACGAUUUUGCGCGGACCAUCAUGGAGAGAACCCCACUUCCCGAUUGGAAUUCAAACCAACCUCAAGAGUGGUGGGCUUGGCCUAGCUUCAUGAGACAACUAUAUUACUGCAGGGGGCGGGUUGCUCCUCCUCAUGCUCCUGCAGUAAAGGAAACACCGGCGACGUCGCAACCUGGAAAUGGAAUAACAAAAGCGGAAUCAAUAUCGGGGGAGAACCUUGACCUCACCUCUUGGUCAGGGCAGGAGUACAAAAAAUACAAUUUUGGGAACCCUCCACAAAAGAAUUUGUUCCAAGACCUCCAAUCAAAGGCGAAUGUGCCACCGGACCAUGUAUAUGCUUGGGUGAAAGUCUACGUCGAUGAGUCUUCGCGGGAAAAGCAUAUGUCCCGCGACCCAAGAUAGCAAAAUCCGGAAAAACAGGACAAGUUUUCAUCUGGUACGUUUGGAAGCCGAGCAUUGCUGGUGAUCCCGGAGGACACGGGCCGGCUGCUCGAGUUUCGGCGAUUUGAAUUGGCCCGCGUGACGCGGCUCUUCGCGCUUGCUUGUAGCAAAGCAGUAGGGGCCUCUCAUCGUUCCACAGCAGAUGAACAGAUCUCCGACUCGCACUCGGGACAGGUCGAAAACUUCGCCUGGGAGAGCAAGUAAUCGCAAGCAGUGCCAGGCAACAGAAUGCGCUGAGGUGUGUGACAUUUUCGAAAACUGCAAACGCGACCCCCAUGGCCCAUGUGAAAGAGCGAGCAAGGCCGGCAACGGUGUCGCGUGAGCAACAUGCGGCGCCGCCGGCCGUCGCUUCAAAAUUUCCGCACGCCGCACGCGGCAAUUCCGCCGCCCGAUGCCCGGCCAAAAUUGACGUCCCCCGCCUUUUCGGGCACAAUUUUGCGUUGCUGGGUGGCAUCAAUUUUUCCGGCACAGGCCCCGGGCAAUUGUUUUACCGCGGAAAAGUCAAAGUGCAAUUUUGGUGAACAAAAUCGCGAAAACUUCCGAAACGCGAAAAGCAUACGCGAAAUCGCAGCAAAAAUCGGCGCGCGGCAUUUUUUUCGGCCCUGGUGUCGCCUGUUUUUCAGGUUUUCGCAAUUUUCUUGCAGUGGUUCAGAUUUUUUUUCAUCUAAAAAUUUCCUUUCGGAUUUGGAUUUUGUUCCAGAUUUUGUUCCGGAUUUUGUUCCAGAUUUUGAUGAACAAAAUUUUGUUCGGGAGUUACAUGAAAUCUUUGUUGCCCGUUUUUCUAUUCUAAAGUCUGUAGCAGUGGCGUGGCCGCGCUUGCGAAGUCUUUUGCUUUUUGCGCCCGCGCCCCAAGUGUGUUUUUGCCUCCAGUUCCGCAUAAUUAAAUCUCGCACCGCAAGGACUGUCGCGGAAGGCGCCCUCUGAAACACCGCAUGAGCGCCACCAGUAGCGGCGGGGCGAGGACUGGGGGAUUAGUUCCGCCACAGUGUCACGGUUAUCCGGUGUGGGAUAAUGUUGCGCAGGGUGGGCAGUUGCUAGCAUUUGCCCGGCACAGUCCAGUGACCCGGAAUCAUGAGGGUCAUGUCAGGACAUUUGUGCGAUUUCUUUUUUCGUUUUCCGGGUUCUAUCGUCAAAUCAAACUCAAACAAGUAAGUCAUGUCGUCUUUUCCCCUUCCCUUCCAAAAUAGAUAAACUAGUUCGCAUGUGUGUUAUAUUUGUAUUCCCCCUCCUCCAAAUUUCUCAAAAAUUUGAUUUUCCUUUUCCGGGUUUUAUCGAUUUUGCUCUCUUGGUUCUCCGGGACAUAUGAGAAAACGAUGGACGGAUACGGCGUUCGCGACUGGGUGAGGUCGGCAAACAAUGGACCUGCUUUUGAGCCUGACGUGCAGUAUUUCCGAUAUGUCGGGGAGCUUCAAAAGGGAAAGGCAAUGUCAAACCCAUUUGGCUAUCACUUCAGCUACGUCAUGUAGCGGCGUCAGUGCGGGGCCACGUGGUGGCCGCGACGGGCGGAAGUCUGUCGGCGCUUGCUAGGGGGUUUACAGCCACUCUGGGUGUCGGGAAAACAGUCUCCUGGUUGUCGACAAAUCAAAUUUUACGACCUCCACCAAUUGUAGUUGCAACGCCACCAGGGAAAGUAUAGUCGUAGCACAAAAUGGCAACCGCCUAAGUCUUCAUGUGUCCUUUUCAUCCUCGUUUUUUAAUUAAAUAGUUUUUGUAUGGUUUGCAAGAAAAUCCAUGUACGACAUGCAAAACCCUAGUUUUAUCACUGUUUUCCAACUGCUAGUAUUAACUCAGCCGCACCAAGCACAACAUAUUUGAAUAUUAAUUUCCGGAAGUUCCAAGUUUUUGGGGUUCAGAUGAGUGCACAUGAAUCACGUGUUUUUAAAGAGCGCGAAUUUUCUUUCAAUGCCGACAUUUCAAAGACACGUAAACGUGCACGAUAUUGUCCUUGCGCCAUCUGUUUUAUUUGUAUGCGAAUUUAAGUUUAACUAGAGUACGUCCCUCGAAGAUAUCCAUGUUAGUGUUACCACAAGAUAGAUUUUGUACAUUAUUGGUCUUCUUUAUCGUCUGUCAUGUAAGCCUACAAAUCCGUACUGUGCCGAACAAGAGAGA
Messenger RNA from Amoebophrya sp. A120, 5586 nucleotides. The record is from the annotation of a GenBank genome assembly. Lineage: Eukaryota; Dinophyceae; Syndiniales; Amoebophryaceae.